GGGUGGGGCGAGUGAUGUGACAGUGUGUCACAUGAUUAGCAGGAUCCCCGGGCCACUGGAGCUGGAGCUGGUGCUGCGGCGGUGUAUGAGAGGAGUGCACAGCAGCGGGUGUAAUUAUUCGAUAUCAUGUCCAGUAAAGAGGUGAAAGCUGCACUGAAGAGUGCUAGAGAUGCGAUUAGGAAUAAGGACUACAAAGAAGCUCUCAAGCAGUGUAAGGCUGUGCUGAAGCUGGACAAGAAUAACUACAAUGCCUGGGUUUUCAUUGGCUUGGCUGCGGCUGAGUUGGAACAACCAGACCAGGCCCAUGCUGCCUACAGGAAGGCUGCAGAGCUGGAACCAGAACAGCUAUUAGCAUGGCAGGGGUUGGGAAACUUAUAUGAGAAGAUGAACCAGAAAGAUUUUAAAGAAGAUUUGCCAAAUGUUUACCAAAAACUACUGGAACUUUACAAGAGCUCUGACAACCAGAAGUGGUGUGAAGUUUGUAAGAAACUUGUAGAUCUGUAUCAGCAAGAUGGAAAGUAUUUGCAGGCUGCACUAACCUGGCAACAGUUAAUCAAAUUAAAGCAAGAUGAAGGUAUUAAGAAGGAUGAACUCUACCAGCUCUGGAAAAAGAUGGCUGAGUUGCUAGAAGCAGACAUAGAGCUCCAGGACAAUGAGACCCAGCAGCAGUUCUUAAAUGCCUUUGAAAAUGCCUUCUCCUGCCUGGAUGAGAUACCAGGAGAAGAACACAGGACACUAUACCAGCAAUACAUUCUUGUCCUGUCUAAGAUGCCGCACGAAGAAGCAAAGUUAAAGGAGACAUGUAACCACAUGACUGCAUUGUACCCCUCUAUCUGUUACUCGCUGGAAGUACUUAGCUUGCACUACAUUAAGUCUGGGGACGUUAGUGACGAGGCUGUCCACUGCUACAGCAGGCUUGUGGAAAUGGAACCUUGCAGUGGCCCUGGCUUGAUCGGGAUGGGCAUCAAAUCUCUGCUUGAUAAAAAGUAUGAGCUGGCAGCAGAAAACUUAUCUGAAGGAGUGAAGAAUGUGGCUGCAUGUCCCGCUAGUUGGUGCUUUCUGGCACAAGCUCAGCUGAAACUACACAAACAUGAAAAGGCCGCUUUGUCCUGUGAGCAAGUGAUGAAGUUACUCUCGCAGGAUAAGCUAUCACAAGGAGACACUCAGCAGAAGGAUCUAGCUCUGCGGCUGAAAGCAGAGGCCUUGCUGGAAUACUCUGAUACAGAUCGCACUGAGGAGAUACUGAGCACGCUAGAUCAGAUAUCCAAUAAAAAUGAUGACCCCAUUCUUAUUGCUCUUAAGGGCCAGGUGUACUUAAAGAAAGGAUAUGUGGAACAAGCUUCAAAAAUCUCAAGAGAACUCCGGCAGUUGCACCCUGAGUUUGCACACAGUUAUUUUUUGGAGGGCCAAAUCCAUUACAUUCAAAAGACGUAUACGGAGGCGGAGAAAAGUUUUCAGGCUGCCAUUGAAAGGAAUCCAGAGAUUGCAAACUAUUAUUUCUACCUUGGUCUUACCUACUGGUUUAUGAGUGAAGAAACCAAGAGAGACAAAGCAAAGGCAGUUACACAGUUUUUGAAGGCUGCAAAGCUGGACCCCUAUCUGUCCAAAGUGUUCUGUUACUUGGGUCAUUACUACCGAGAAGUUGCUGGUGACAGGAGCCGUGCUCGUGGCUGCUAUAAGAAGGCAUUUGACCUGGAUGGGGGAGAUGGAGAGUCAGGAGCAGCAGCAGUUGAUCUGAGUGUGGAGCUCGGUGACAUGGACACUGCAUUAGCCAUUCUGACGAGUGUAACAGAACGAGCAAGUGCAGGAACAGCUAAAUGGGCGUGGCUUAGACGUGGCCUGUUCUAUCUGAGAGUCGGUCAGCAUUCUAAGGCCGUAUCUGACUUGCACGCUGCUCUGAGAGCUGAUCCUAAGGAUCCCAACUGCUGGGAGUGUUUAGGGGAAGCCUAUCUGAGUCGAGGUGGCUACAGUACUGCCCUGAAAUCCUUCAUGAAAGCCAGCGAACUGAACCCGGACUCGAUGUACAGCGCGUACAAAAUAGCUUCUAUCAAACAGAUCCUGGGCACAUAUAAAGAAGCCGUAACUGAAUACCAGCAUAUCAUAAAGAAGUAUGGAGAAUAUGUGCCGGCGCUUAAAGGUCUAGGUGAGUGUCACCUAAUGCUUGCAAAGGCUGCGCUUGCAGAUUUCCUGGAUGCAAAGGCAGUGGAUGGCAUUGAAAAGGCUCUCGAAUAUCUGACAAGAGCUGUUCAGCAGCGGCCUGAUCUCUUAUGCCUGUGGAAACUGCUUGGUGAUGUAUGCACCUGCCUACAUAUGGUCUCACCUGCCAAGGCCCGGGUUAAUGUCCUGGGUGCCCUUCUUGGGCAGAACAAGGGCCAACAGCUAAUGAAUAAAUCUGAGAUCUUGGAGAUAGGGGGAAGGUGUUAUGGUCGGGCACUGAAGCUUCAGCUGUCUGCAAAUAUCUGGUGUGACCUUGGUAUCAAUUACUUCUACCAAGCACAGAGCUUAUUGGGAUCGGAGAGCAAAGAAAGAAACAGCAGCGACUUAUUGGAAAAAUCUGUGCAGUGCAUUAAGAAAUCCGUCAUGAUGGAGAGCAGCAAUCACCAGUACUGGAAUGCCCUUGGUGUUGUUUGUUGCUAUAAAGGUAUCGACAAUAAGGCUCUUGCUCAACAUUCUUUCAUUAAAUCAGUCCAGUGUCAGCCAAAUAAUGCUGCUGCUUGGACUAAUCUUGGUGCCUUAUAUUUGGUGAAUGAAAAUAUUGAGCUAAGCCAUCAGGCUUUCAACGUAGCUCAGUCCUUAGACCCUUUGUAUGUGAGAUGCUGGAUAGGUCAGGCCUUGAUUGCGGAAGCGGUUGACAGCUAUGAAACUAUGGAUCUCUUCAGGCACACCACUGAGCUCAGUAUGCAUGCAGAGGGCGCAAAGGGCUAUGCUCACUGGGUCUGUACUACCCUCCAGGAUAAAAGCAAUAGAAAUACAGAUCUUUACCGCUAUAACAUUGUCCAGAUGAAUGCUAUUACCGCAGCUCACCUAGCUUUGCACAAAUAUACAGAUCGGAUUCAGAAUGAUCCAUCAGCAUUUGCAAUGCUGGGAUAUUUAAAUGAACAUCUAAAACUAAAGAUCCAGGCAAAUGAAGCUUACCAAAGAGCUGUUCUGAUUCUUCGAGAUAAAGAUGACAAAGAAUAUUAUAAUCGUGCCCUUCUGGAUUAUGGACGAUCACUUUGCGCUGUAGGUCAAUAUGAUGAUGCCAUUGAAGCCUACAUGUCAAGUCCUCUAAGAGAGUUUGAUGACCUCACCGGACUGGCUCUUGCAUACUUCAAGAAAGGACUUUUGCAGGAGAGCAUGAAAGCUUACAAGACGGCUUUAUCCGUUUCCAAGACGGAGAAGGAGAAGGCACACAUCCUCACAGCCAUGGCAAUAAUUCAGUACCGCCAGGGUGACUCUGAGUCCUCCAAGACACUCCUCUUUAAAUGCUCUGUACUGAAGGAAUCCAGCAUUGAAAGUCUUAAAGCUCUGUGUGCUUUGGGUCUGGCAAAGCAUGACGUUACCCUGGCAACAGCUGCUCUUAAUGAGCUACUCAAGCACGUUCAAAUUAAGGCUAAUAUCUAUGAGAAAUGCCUUAUUACCUGUGCUAUAUAUGCUUUGCAAGGAAGGAGCGCUGCUGUGCAGAGACAGGCCUGCAAAGCAGUACACAGCCACCCAGGAAACCCUGAGCUGUGGUGUCUCUUAGCGAGGAUUGUUCCUCAACAUGCUUCCAGAUAUGCCAAGGGUGGAGCAGCCGCUGGCAUUGUUGCACACACUCUCAAUUUAAGUCAGGCGAAGACGUCUCUGUUAUACACAGCAGUAAAUGAACUGGCAGCUGGGUCUCUGGCAUCUGACAAUGAAAAGCAAAAUGCUUUGAAAACCCUGCAAAGAGCAGCACAAUUAUUUCCAGAUAAUCCUGCAGUGUGGGCUGGAUUAUUGGCUGCUGCUCAUGUGAGAUAUACAGCUUCGUACCUCAAUAAAGCACCCGCCAAACACACAGGACUUAAUUAUAACUUUGUAGCCUCCAUUAAAUCCAAGAUGGAAAGAACAAAGAAACUUCCUGACAGUUAUGUUCUGUCCCUGGAGACUUGGUCAUUGUGUCAAGCUGUUUGCUUAUUAAAUGCUCAAAAUAGACUAUCAGAGGCCGAGGAGCUUUGUGCCAAGGCAUUACAAAACUUCCCAGACCAGCCAUCUUUAUUUAUGCUGUUAAGGAAAAUUCAGGUCAGACACCUGUUACAGUCUCAAGCUGCAUUAUCCGAGUCGGUUCUGGAGGAGCUCCAGAAGACUGUGAUGUCUAACUCAAGUUUGCAUACUGCCUGGCAUUGGUUGGCUGAGGUGUACCAGUCCCAAGGCUUGAUGAUGGGGGCAGAGAUGUGCUACAGGAAGAGUUUACAGCUGGCAUCUCAACAUGGGGACUGGAUUGGGAAACUCUCAAGUCUGCUGCGAUUAGCUCUUCUUGCUAAUAGAGUUUGUAUGGCUAAGAUUCCCGAUACUCGCUGGCCAGCGCUCCUGCAGGAGGCCACAAGUGAAGUUUUGAAAAUGACCUCUUGUCCAUUGGCCAUUCUACUUCAGGGUAUUCUGCAGUUCAGUACAAAGGGGUCGCGGAAAACUCGUCAGCUUUUGGAGAAAGUGGUUUAUCAGGGCACAUGCAGUGAGACAGUAGCUUCUGUCGCUCGCUGGUAUCUCCUAAGACAUUUACAUGCCAAAAAUGAUGAUCAGUUAAUUGAAGUGCUUUUACAAAAUGCCAAAGCUAACGAUGAUGACAGAGUCCUGGAACUCCACAGUCAGCUGUCCAAAAGUUCAUAGAGUCCAAUUUUGUGGAUCCCACCAUCAUUUAAAAGACAUCAUGCCAUAAUGUAAUCUGUUACUUUGUGAUAGAUCAGUGCACUGCUUAAUAAAAUUUACUGCGUUGAACACA
Molecule: messenger RNA, 4936 nt
Organism: Pseudophryne corroboree (corroboree frog)
Lineage: Eukaryota; Metazoa; Chordata; Amphibia; Anura; Myobatrachidae
Gene: SKIC3
Product: SKI3 subunit of superkiller complex
Exons: 41
Coding region: 127-4824 (1565 amino acids)
Cellular component (GO): Ski complex
Molecular function (GO): protein binding
Source: RefSeq, a predicted model, not a curated record